Molecule: messenger RNA, 758 nt
Organism: Coccomyxa subellipsoidea C-169
Lineage: Eukaryota; Viridiplantae; Chlorophyta; Trebouxiophyceae; Coccomyxaceae
Exons: 1
Source: RefSeq, a predicted model, not a curated record
GUCCUCUACUCAUCUUACAGCUUGUAUUCACUUGAAUGAUUAACUCCAGUCUGAAUACUGAUCAGCUUCGUCCAAUCAAAGAACUGCCUGGCAUACCUGUUUAUACCCUUCAUAGGACACAUGUGUACACCUCAUUCUACAAACUCAUGGGCAACAGGUCUGAACAGGCAUGACCAUAGCGUCAUGCAACGCUGGCCUAAUGCAAAGAAUACGUACUGCAAUGAUAUGCAACAACCACCGCAUCAGGUCAUCAAGUGUCUUUGCACAUUUCGUUGCCUACAGCUGUCAUGCCAGCCAAACCAUAGCUACAGGUGCACCAUUGAAUAAAGUGCACUUUAGCUAUUUCACUGCUGCGCAACUGAAGGGAUUCUCUAUCCAUUCAAAUUCAUCCCCUUUUCAAGUCCUACUGUCCUGUAAGCUACAUACUGUAUGUUACCCAUUACUGCGUAAUCCCAUCAAUGGCUAAGAUCUAGCUGCCCACAUCAUCUGAUCAAUCUGAAUGCCUCCUGGUAGUGUUGGUCAUCUUUUGCUGAAAGGCCACGUCUCCAUUGCUCUGUAAAGAGGAAAGUUGAGGAAUGCAACAGAAAAUACCUAUCUCUCUAUGAAUUGAGAACUAAAACUGGCUGCCUCUGACCCAUGCUGGCACAACCAGCAUGGACCAAGUCUGUGGCCUUACACAAGGCUGCCAGCAGUGCAACUAGUUUGUACUUACAAAAUACUUAGUCACGUUGCCUGGACCGCACAGUUCACUACUCGCC